AUGUUCACAGUUAAUAACUAUUCUUAUUGUAAUAUUUAUUCCGAUUGUAAUAGCGAUGAUGAACCUACAGCGGCUGCAAUUGCAUAUGGUCUUGAUAAUUCCGAAGGGGAGCGUCAUAUUCUUGUCUAUGAUCUUGGUGGUGGUGUCUUUGAUGUUUCUCUCUUGUUAAUCGAAGAUUAUGAUUUUAUUGACCACUCCGUUAAACUUUAUAAAAUGAAAAAUAAGGUAGAUGUUUCACAAGAUUUAAAAGCUAUGGGUAAAUUAAGCGAACAUUAUCUUCUCAAAUGUCAACUCGUAUCGAAAUUAAAUCAUUUCAUGAUGGUAAAUAUUUUUCCGAAAUUUGAAGAACUUAAUGAUCUCUUCCGUAAAACAUUAAAGCUCGUUGAACAAGUGUUGAAAGAUGCAAAUAUUGAUAAGACGGAUAUUGUACUCGGUGGCUCCACACGCCUAAGUCACGUGAUUUCACCUGAUUAUUUUGAUUCUUCUAAAUCUUCAAAUUAA
Rhizophagus irregularis DAOM 181602=DAOM 197198 is the source of this 501-nucleotide messenger RNA. RefSeq lists its product as uncharacterized. The record is from RefSeq and is a predicted model, not a curated record. Gene Ontology annotation, molecular function: ATP binding; ATP-dependent protein folding chaperone. Lineage: Eukaryota; Fungi; Glomeromycota; Glomeromycetes; Glomerales; Glomeraceae.